Molecule: messenger RNA, 1104 nt
Organism: Hyposmocoma kahamanoa
Lineage: Eukaryota; Metazoa; Arthropoda; Insecta; Lepidoptera; Cosmopterigidae
Exons: 9
Coding region: 1-1104 (367 amino acids)
Source: RefSeq, a predicted model, not a curated record
AUGCGUCGGAACAUACCGCACCUAUUGAACGACAAUGACGUAUACGGCGGCGGCGUGAUAAUUAGUACCAUAACUUUUCAGGUAAGCGAUAUACCCCAGUUCCGAAUACUGGCUCCACAAUUCGUUUGCCCUAAAGAUGAAAAUACUCCUGUAGACAAACCAGACAACACAGUCAUUACGUUGCAAACUGUUUCCGGCGCAGACUUCCCCGUCGCGUGGUCAGUGCGCUGGGCGCAAUUGCCAACACCCACCCAACGCUUCACUAUUAUGUUAUGGAAGGCGGCACGGGCACUCGAGAUACACCUUAACACACCUCCUAAGGAACCUUACGUUUAUGUCAUUGACAAUGCACAGCUCCUACACGGAAUCGACUACAUAUUCAACGUAAGCUCUAUUAACCCAGAUGGUACGGUGUCAACCUCAAAGUCAUUUCACAUCGACAACACAUACGGAGACCAGAAACUGGAUAUGGUUGAAGGCAUAGGUGAUUUACUGUCGAUUGUACUUAUUGGGGAGCAGAAGACGUUCGCGGAUGUGGAAUUUGUUCUUAAUGCACAGGUUACUGCGUGUUUUGCUACACAGGACUAUUAUUUCAUCUGGACGAUUCGAAGCGCAGACUCUCAAAGGCAAGUGUACGUCUCCAGUAUUAGAGGCAGUCGUUUGCGAAUACCCCCUUAUUCGCUACGAGCGGGAAUUUCGUACGACGUGAACUGUGAAGUCAUCAAGGAGAGUACGGGGCAUCGAAUCACGCAGAAUGGACUUCCAAUCCAAGUACUACAAAGGAGCCUAGAAGUAUUUCUCAACGUGGACUACUUAGUGGUUCCAGUGAACAAAGCGUUUAAUAUAGAAGCUUUGGUUAUCAACCACGAUCAUUACCAAGAACCCAUUAGUUUCAGAUGGGACUGCAAAUUUCUUGACGAUCCUUGCGAAUUCGAGAGUGGGGAAAACGGCACUCUGUCUUUUCCAACAGGACUACCAAAUUUGGGACAGUACGAAAUACGGGUAACUGCAAUUGUAAAUGAACAAACCGCUUCAGCUACGGCGACAUUAAGCACAGUGGUAAAUUCAUUACCAGUUAUUCAGCUUGAGCUUACUUGUUUUUGA